Halichondria panicea is the source of this 1086-nucleotide messenger RNA. RefSeq lists its product as uncharacterized. NCBI's taxonomy places the organism in Eukaryota, Metazoa, Porifera, Demospongiae, Suberitida, Halichondriidae. The coding region runs from base 230 to 1075 and encodes 281 amino acids. The transcript has 5 exons. The record is from RefSeq and is a predicted model, not a curated record.
AAUUGUUUCAGUUGGGUGCAAGAGAAUUAAGGCGUCAUCAUUGCCAUUACAUCAGUUUUCUUAGGAUGCUUUACUGUGCACACUAUAAUCAUAUUGUGCUUAAAUAAGGGUCAUCCUAAAGUUUCCAGGUUCAUUUCUAACAAACACAUUCAAUUCUUGAUGACACUGAUCCUCUUCAUGUUGUUUAUUGCGUGUGGAACUCUGUUGACAACCUUUGCAAUUAUUUUAAAUGGUGCGUAUUGGACUUGUGCCAACUCUCGUUUGCAAUACUUUGUGUGACAUUGUUUUUAAUACAGAUGUGUGUUUAUUGAAUGAAGAAGUUCCCAACAAAUUGCUUGAUGCAAUGUUAGUACUUUCAUGUGUUGGGAUAGGAAUCCUUCUCCUCUAUUGGGUCUUCAGACAAUAUAAAAUAUAUAAGCAGCAUACUAAAGGAACCAAAAACAAGCUUGAAAACACGACGUCUCAUUGCGACUAUGCUCUUCGUCCGAACACCUCUUCACAAAGAGCUCAAUAUAACGCUCAAGAGUCACCUGAGAAGACACCUGAUUCUCAAGAGUGCCAACAAUUGCAUCCCGAAGGUGUUAACGAAAUGGUUCCAAUGCAGAAUAAGCCUUUGAAUGGCAGCCAGCUAAUGAUGACACCUAGUAGGAAAUGUCCACCCUCUACACUUCCCAAACAAAGAAAGUCAGGUCAGCAUUCCAACACUGUUUUGUACGAUGAGGUUGGUUUAGCAAAAGUCAAAGGCAAUGUCUCGGAUAUGACAGAAUUCGAGUUGAAAGCUAACGAGUCUUACGGGCACACAGACAAGAGGUUUUCAACUGCCAAGAGCAACGUGACUGAUUGUCCAUUAUGUUCAACACCAGCCAGCAAAAUCCAGCAAGAUUUGUCAUUACGUCACCAGUACAGUGACAUCAAUGCGAAACCGAAGAGUGAGCAUCCUGAGCUGAAUGCUAUUGAGCAGGAGCAGAUAGAGUUGAAGUAUAAUCAGUCGUAUUGUCAGCUAACAAGUGCUGUCGGUCAGAUAGGAGGAUGUGAACCACUGCACGAGUACGACUAUAUAUACGUGGACUCCUAAUAACGAGGGAU